Molecule: messenger RNA, 1599 nt
Organism: Candidula unifasciata
Lineage: Eukaryota; Metazoa; Mollusca; Gastropoda; Stylommatophora; Geomitridae
Source: the annotation of a GenBank genome assembly
AUGGCAGAAAACAUCACAAAGCAUUUCACAGCUACAGACAACAACACGAAUGCCAAGAACGAGUUGGAGAAAUCACUCGAUCAAUUUUUUCUCAUCAUUAUGGGAAUAAUUGUGUUGAUGAUGCAAUGUGGAUUCGCCUUUCUGGAAGCCGGUAGCGUCAGAAGCAAAAACACCACCAAUCUUCUAAUGAAGAACAUGCUAGACUCGUUUGUUGCUGGGAUUGCUUACUGGACACUAGGUUUCGCUUUCGCCCAUGGUGAGGGAAACAGUUUCAUGGGCUGGGAGUACUUUGCCUCGUCCAGUCUCCCCAAUUCCAGAUUGGCUUUCUUUUUCUUCCACUACGUCUUCGCGGCUACGGCUGCUACUAUUGUAUCUGGAGCUCUAGCCGAACGCUGCGAAAUGCUGGCUUACUUCGUUUACAGUUUUGUCAUCACAGCAUUCGUUUAUCCGGUUGUUACCCACUGGGUAUGGCAUCCUGACGGAUGGCUGCGGGCGGGAUUAACCUUCGAGGUCAACAACAUGACAUUGAACAUCAGCUUUCAUGAUUUUUCUGGAGGUUGCGCCAUCCAUUGUCUUGGUGGAACCGCUGCCUUUUUUGGUGCUUUGUUUCUUGGUCCUCGCAUUGGAAGAUUCCAUGAAGAAAGUAAAACAGUCCUUCAGGUUCGGGGACACUCCUUACCGUUUACAGCUCUAGGUGGCUUUAUCCUGCUGUUUGGGUUCUUGGCCUUCAAUGCUGGGUCUCAGAGCAGUCUCUCCAAGCCGGGGGAUGGAACAGCAAUGAGCGUCAUAGUAGUCAACACAGUCAUCGCUGGAAGCACGUCCGGUUUUGUUACACUUCUUGUACACAGAAUAGGUAUUCUUGGCCGUACCUGGAGUUUGCUAAGCACAAUGAAUGGAGCACUGUCUGGUAUGGUUGCGGUGUGUUCAGGGUGUAACGUCUACAGACCGUGGGCGGCGCCAAUUGUUGGUGCAUUUGCAGGAGUGUCGUUCAACCUCAUUUCGUGGCUUAUGUGCAGAUUUAAGAUUGAUGACCCGGUCGACGCUGUGGCUGUUCAUUUUGGUGGUGGUGUUUGGGGAGUGCUGGCUGUUGCUUUCCUCAAAUACGAGUCUGGAAUAUUGAUGAGCUGGAACAUGUUGUCUGCACUUUUGCUGGCGUGGCAGUUAGUGGGCCUGAUAUCAAUUGUGGCUUGGACGGCGGCGAUGAGUUCUUUGGUCUUUGGAACACUGAAACUAACGGGCACCUUCAGAGUGUCCGCUGACAUGGAGAUAAAAGGUCUGGACAUACCAAAACAUGGCGAACCUGCCUAUCCGCUGGAAUCCUACGGGCAUGGCUAUACGGAGAACAUCACUACCGUCAUGGAUGAUGGCCAGUUGUCUUCCACACACAUAGGUAACCAAAACGGAACAGUGCCUGACGGCAAAGAUGUUGGUCCUUAUGAAAGUCCUGAAGUCAAAGUCAUGAAUAAUCAUGCAGAUCAUCAUCGGGACGCGAUGACGGCGGAGACGACAGUCGUUCUUUAUUCUUUCAGUAAAGACCAGCAGACAGGUGGUCAAGUGAACUCUGCCCUCGUGGAUUAUGACGAAAGCACAGCAUUGUAA